AGUUCUCCUGCGGAAGAAUGAUGUCAGGGAAUGUCGAGUGUAACCUGUAACCGUGUUUUAGCUCAUAUUUUCGAUAUGGAUCUUGGGAUCAAAAAACGACUGCUGCUCCUUGGAAUUUUCGGAUGGUGCUUUGGACAUGUUUUCAGUUACGGAGAAGAGAGCAGCGAGUUCACUUUCCUUCUGCAAGCUGGGAAAUCCGAUUGUUUCUUCCAACGAGCAAUACAAAAUGGUACGAUGGAGGUCGAAUUUCAGGUGAUAGGAGGAGCUGGCAUGGACGUGGAUUUCACCAUCCUCAAUCCGGAGGGCAUCCCCAUGGUCGCUGAGACCCGUCGCUCUGAUGGUGUUCACGUGGUGGAGCCCACAGUGGAGGGAGAUUAUCAAGUGUGCUUUGACAACAGCUUUAGCCACUUCUCGGAGAAGAUGGUGUUCUUCGAGCUUUACGUCGAAGGACAAGGAGGAGAUGUGGGUGGUGAUGAAGACUGGGGCGGAUUAGAAGAGGUGGAUGAAAACAUGUUGCAGUAUAAGCUACAGGAUAUGAGGGAGUAUAUGGACUCUGUACACAAACGUCUUGAGCGCAGUCGGCAGAUGCAAACAGCCUUACGAGCUUAUGAGGCGCGGGACCGAAACCUUCUGGAAGACAACCUUUGGAGGGUCUCGUUUUGGUCAUGUGCUAGUGUACUAGUGAUGCUGUGCGUGGCAUUAACCCAGGUCUACACCGUGCGGAAACUGUUUGACGAUAAGCGGAGAGUGUGUACAUAGAAGGAACUUUUCCAUUGUAACGAAACAGGCUGGGCAGGAUACAGUAGUCCUCAUUUUACAAGAACACCAGCUGUUAAGAUCAUGUGAUGUGGUUCACAUCUGAAAGGCCUCAGUCUGAGCAAUAACAGUUCAAAAUGGCACAACAGUUUGUACGUUGGAGGCCUUUUUGUUUACUUUAGUGCCUUAUAAAUGUGAAAUGUGACAACAAACUGAUGCAGAAGAUUUUAGAAGGCACGGCAGUAUGUUUUGCUGUUAAAAAAUGUGUUGCUGUAUUUUGUUUUUGCUGAAGGUGGAAGCUCAGUGACAUGUAAAAGCUUGCAGCCUAAAUGUGGCAAACGAAGUGCAAUAGUCCUGUAUUUUCUUUUUCAAACAUUUUUUAAAACUUUUUUUUUUUUUUUUAGGAUGUGCUUGUUUUAUAUGGCCUCUAAAAGUUGAAUAUGAACAUAAUGGUACUGUCCCUUUGUGCUUUAUCCUUUUCUGUAUUGCAGCAAGUGAGUGAUAGUGCCAUCAAGUUAAAAGUGAAAUUUUCAUGGGAGCAAUUGCAAUGGUUUUAAUGGUUUUUUUUUUUUUUUUUUGUGAGAAAAGAUGACUGUCAUGAAUAUUGAGUAAAAAAUAAAAAAUAAAAAAAGGUGUUACGCUUCCAGCUAU
Molecule: messenger RNA, 1407 nt
Organism: Corythoichthys intestinalis (scribbled pipefish)
Lineage: Eukaryota; Metazoa; Chordata; Actinopteri; Syngnathiformes; Syngnathidae
Gene: tmed1b
Product: transmembrane p24 trafficking protein 1b
Exons: 5
Coding region: 31-759 (242 amino acids)
Biological process (GO): Golgi organization; endoplasmic reticulum to Golgi vesicle-mediated transport; intracellular protein transport
Cellular component (GO): endoplasmic reticulum-Golgi intermediate compartment; Golgi apparatus; endoplasmic reticulum
Source: RefSeq, a predicted model, not a curated record